GACUUGUGGAAUUUUAUUUUUUUUUAUAUUUCUGCGAAGGGCAUUCUGAAAAGAAAUCUACUGGGGUUCUCAGCAAACUUGUGGGAGCAGUUUUAUAAUAGUUAAAAAAUAUGGAAUUUUCUAUAUACUACAAUGCGUAUUUACAGUGGAGGUGAAUAUAGACAUAUUUCAUCAAAUGAUGUGUUGUAUCAUUUCAUUAGGUAGGGCCUAUGUGAUUGUGAAAUGUAAGAACUCAUUGCAGUUUGCAUCAAAGCUUCAGGAGAGUCUUUAAACGUCAUUUUCGGCCACUCCCAGCACCGGUAACGUAAAUGCAUGAAUAGACGCGCAAAAUCCAAAGGCGGCUGGUUUUACCUGGAUUUUGCAAUCGACGGUUCACAUUUGAACCCACCGCAGUAAACAUUCCUGCUACAACAGGCCUGCAGACAAAUUAAUACAGGCCACCAUACAGAAUGUUAUAGGAAACCAUCUGGAAAGUUCCUCAAUAAUUAAAAGGAAAGAUGUCCCGGGUGACAGGGACCCGGAGAAAAAAACAAAAAGCAAUUUGCACAACAUACCUCACCUGCUGCAGCACCUCUCCUUUCCGCCGUGCACGCAAGGCGCAUGAAUCAACAGUAUAGUGAAAACUUUCCUUAAUACUCAAUGAAUUUUCACACAAUGCAAUGCAGGUGACAAUCUAUAUUUUUCUUUUUACUUUUAAAGUGAAAGUUGUGCAAUGCGCCAUGGGCGGGCAUUGCACACACACACACACACACACACGGCUACGGACUGCAGCCAGAAAUACCUGUAGCAACGAGCAGCGACACGUCCAGCAGGAAGGCUAAUGCGAUACUCGUUCUCACCUGUUGAGUGUUAAAUCAAAAAUCCACCAGGAUUAAUCGCUGCGAAGCGAAACCUUGUAGAUUACAGACAUCUGUUUGGACAUCUGGAAUCACCAAAUCAGUGAGUUGAAUCAUCUCGAUCACCGGUGUUUGAUUAAAACUUGACCUUUAACCAGGUAAAGGAGAGGUGAGAAUGAGCAAGAAGGCCAGUGGAGUGCAGACCAUCCGAGAAGCGCUCACAAGGCAAAUUGAAGAGGACGAGGAAGGAAAGGUGACAGAAGAGGAAGAGCCCAGAGCCUGCGGUGUGUGUGGAGAUCUGGCCAAGGGUUACCACUUCAACGCCUUGACAUGCGAAGGCUGCAAGGGCUUCUUCAGACGUGCCAUAAAGAGGACAACGCAGCUUCACUGUCCGUUCCUGAAUAAAUGCAGUAUAACCAAAAACAACCGGCGGUCGUGUCAAGCCUGCCGCUUCCGUAAAUGCCAGGCCAUAGGCAUGCGCAAAGAAAUGGUCAUGUCUGAGAAGGAGGUAUUAGAGAGGAGGAUCCGAAUCAAGAAGAAGAAGAUGCUCGACGCACCAGUACAGCUUUCAUCCCAACAAGAGGAGACCAUUCAGGAGCUACUCUGUGGCCACCGCAGCACAUUUGACUCAGCAUUUUACCGCUUCAGUGGCUUUAGGCCUAUGGACAGAAACAUCCUUCCUGUGAGUGAGUACAACCAGUCUGCAAGCAAGCCCUCGGAUGCCUGCUCCCUCUCCUCGUCAUCCUCCAGUCUCUGUGGUACCAGUGUUUUCACUGCUCUUCCACACGUGACUGACCUCACAACUUACAUGAUCCAGGACAUCAUUAGUUUCUCCAAAAAUCUCCAGGACUUCCGGUCUCUAACCAUGGAGGACCAAAUUGCUCUGUUGAAGGGAGCCACAUUUGAAGUUAUGCAGAUCCGCUUCAACAUGGUGUUCAACGCAAAAACAAGCAUCUGGGAAUGCGGCCAUAUUACAUACUGCAUAGAUGACGCUGUACGAGCGGGCUUCCAGCCGCUCCUGCUGGAGCCUCUGCUCAAAUUUCAUCACACACUGCGCAAAUUGGGCCUGCAGGAGGAAGAGUAUGUUCUCAUGCAAGCCAUGUCCCUAUUUUCUCCAGACCGUCAAGGUGUACAGCAACACAGCAUGAUUGACGAACUUCAUGAAAACUUGGCGCUGACACUAAAAACUUGGAUUGACUGCAAGAGAACAGGACCAAAAAAACACUUGCUGUACCCCAAAGUGAUGGCCUGUCUCACCGAGAUGAGAACAAUGACUGAGGAGUACACCAAACAGGUUCUGCAGAUCCAGGACAUCCAGCCUGAUGUUCUCUCUCCUCUCAUAAUGGAGGUGGUCAGUAAAAACCCCUGUAAUGACUUCUAAUACUGACUGUAAAUGGACAACUCAAGCGCUCUGGGUCCAGCUUUGUUAAUUAAUAACAGAGAUCCUAAACUGAAAACCAGCUGGAUGUACUCAUUGAUUUAAAGCAAAGUAUUCAGUUUUUGUUGUUUACAAGUGUGUCAAAAUACUAAAGAAUGCAUUUCUGUCAUGUAAUAGUCUUGAGCAUAGACCGCACAAAAACCUGAUCAGAUGAAGAUGAUUGUAAACCUCACAGUCUGAGUCAUUGAAGUCCUGCUCAAAUGUCUGUUCUCUGCACACUGCCUGCAAGUCAAAGAAGCCAUGAGUAAGACAGCAUUAAGUUUUACAAAGUUUGUUUUGUUAACAGGUUACAAUACUGGUGGAUUAUGGUGUAUUUCACAUGUUAAUUGUUUUGCUUACAUUAAGUACAUAUUGUGUCUAUGAAUGAAUGUUGAGGUAAAGUUGUGAGGUUUAACGUUUUUCAAAAACGUUAAACCUCACAACACAAAACGUUGCACACAGAAUUGUCAGAGACCAUGAUGUGUUUUCUCAGAGAAUGGAAAGAGCUAUAGUUGCAAAGACAGUCUUUGGGUUUUGUAUAUGUUGCCUCAAGUUGUGUUUAGUUUUGUGUUUUGAUGCCAUCAUGUGAAACAAAAAUACUCUACACUACUUUUGAAUAAAACUGACUAAAAGUA
Siniperca chuatsi (mandarin fish) is the source of this 2888-nucleotide messenger RNA. It is a transcript of the gene nr1i2, whose product is annotated as nuclear receptor subfamily 1, group I, member 2. NCBI's taxonomy places the organism in Eukaryota, Metazoa, Chordata, Actinopteri, Centrarchiformes, Sinipercidae. The transcript has 9 exons. Gene Ontology annotation, molecular function: zinc ion binding; RNA polymerase II cis-regulatory region sequence-specific DNA binding; nuclear receptor activity. Bases 1012 to 2217 code for a protein of 401 amino acids. The record is from RefSeq and is a predicted model, not a curated record. Gene Ontology annotation, biological process: negative regulation of transcription by RNA polymerase II; cell differentiation; positive regulation of transcription by RNA polymerase II.